AUGGUUAGAAAGCCUGAGUUCUACAAUCUGAGUCGGUCUGAAGGGAGGCGCAGUAGUAAAGAGGCGCUAGACCUCUUGCUCACUUGCUUGGAAUUCGAAGACUUCCGCGUUCGUUGCUUCUUUAAAUACCUUCUCGACGACCAAGGACGACGGACAGCUCGGGUACUUGAGCACCUCUUCUUCUGUUCUUCUGAGCAGAUUCGCCUUGUUGGCAUCACAAACACAGGCAAGACAUUCCCUCUGGCUUUCGCCUUCAUAACAUCCGAAUCAGCCGAAGCCUUCGAAUUUGUCAAUGCACAAUUGGCAGAACUGGUCUGGUAUGAUUGCCCACCGCCUCGAGUCGACGGGCAGAUCUUGCAGCUCUGUGAAUGGCAUGUCGCACAGAACUUCAAGAAGCGAUUGUUGGACUCGGGCAACUAUACGAAGGAACGAAGGGAAGAACUUUCUAGGUUCAUUUGGGAUUACAUACAAUCUCUUGAUGAAAUGCAACUCGAAGAACGACGGGGAAAGCUGCUUGCAGAAUUCCGGGAGCCAGAACGCCUCUAUGUCAAGAACAAUUGGGAACCGAAAGAGCGCCAAUUUGUCCGAGCGUAUACACGGCAAUACCCGAACGUUGGAUGCAACAGUACGCAACGAAACGAGAGUUACCAUGUCGUGGUCAAGGAGUCCCUCAACAGGCAGCUUCCUCUGCAAACAUCCUGUCAAAAACUAGCCAAGAGCUUGAAGAAGUUGACCAAGAAAAUCACUGGCGAAGAGGAUCGGAGCAGGGCAGAUGUCCCCAGGCUGUUGGAUCGCGCUGCUUUUCAACAUCUGAUCGGGAGAGUUCCGCACUACGUCCUGAGUAUGGUCGCUCCGGAGUGGGAGGCAGCAAAAGCUUUGAGAUGGCGGCAAAACCGUGAAUUGGAGAAAGAGCGUGAUGCUUUAAGUGCCCUCAACAAGCCCGGAUGUCCUUUCGCCUGUGAACUUCCACUCAGAUACAGCCUACCAUGUCGACACUGGCUGUACGAGGCUGUAGUUAGGUCUUGGGCUAUUCCACUCACUCUCCUUCACCCACGCUGGUUGCUCGACGGUCCUCCGGUAGUCCGAAACCGGACCAUGUCCCAUGGAGAGCAGACAGUCCCUGAAGAUGCCGAAAACCUAGGGGACCGUUAUCAAGACGGUGGCAGAAAUAUGAUUCUUCAAUCAGCACUAGAGGUGGUCAGAGUACAGGGAAGCUUCACUGGGCAGCAGGCAGAGGAAUUUUCGAGACUAUUUCGCGUACAGAAUGACCGUCUAAUGGCAGGUUUCUGGAAACAGGAAGAGUCAAGAACUCUACUACCUCCGAGAUUGCCUGAAGCCUCGAAUCGGUCAAGCCUAAAGGAGUUCAAGUCCCAUGGUUCCACAAAAAGGCGAUCCAUGACCGGCUGCGAGGUCGCAGAGCAUGCUGCCACUCGAGCAGAUCGAACCGAAUUAGUACAGGAAGUCGACAAGCUUCCUAAUCCUUCCUCCAGACUCCUCUCUCUUAUCCACGACGCCACAACCCCUCCAGGAAACGAAACGAAGAGAUCAAGAAAGGAUAACGAGAUGGAAACAUCUAGGCCUCAGCCGAAAAAGAGAAAGGUUUCCAAGGAGGAUGAAUCUCAGUUGGAAUUGCAGGAACAGCCUACCCAAGAAUCCCGAGGAUCAUCAUACCUUGAUGUCGGCACUAUCCUUGUCUGUGCCGGUGGUGCUGCUGAUGAUGCUGCCGGCAUUAUAUUGUCCGCGCCGUCAAGACUGACGAUAAUGCAACUGGCACUAUCUAUCACUGACUCUGCCUGCUCUGAUGAUCCUGAAGACGUUGCUCUUGGAGCUUCUCCUGCGUGCAAGGAUGAUGCUGAUGAAGAUGUCGUCGACAAUGGUCUUGUCUGCGCCGACGGUGCUGGUGGCUUCAAAAGCUCCUCGUAUCGUUGA
Fusarium redolens is the source of this 1929-nucleotide messenger RNA. RefSeq lists its product as uncharacterized. The coding region runs from base 1 to 1929 and encodes 642 amino acids. The record is from RefSeq and is a predicted model, not a curated record. Lineage: Eukaryota; Fungi; Ascomycota; Sordariomycetes; Hypocreales; Nectriaceae. The transcript is spliced from 5 exons.